UAAAAUUUGAGGUAACAGAUUUUUUUGAGAAGCGGUGGGCAUCGUUGAUGGUGGAAGGCGGCGUGGACGACACUCAGUUUCCCAGGUCACUAAACACCAUCUUUUCCACACACUAUGUGGCCCGAGGUGAAGCAAGCCAUGGAGGAGAAGCGCUACGAGCUGGUACUGAGUGGACAAGACGUGAACAACAAGAUAAAGGAGCAGGAAGCACUAGACCCGGCGGUGUAUAGCCUGACCCAACUUAAUUUCCUGGAGGUGUCCAGGUCGCCCCUGACCUCCAUCUCCCCUGACAUUGGUCAACUCGUCAAUCUUACCAAUUUAAUCUUCCAAGGCAACAAGCUACAUUCUCUUCCAGAGACCAUUGGUAACCUUGAGAAACUUAAAGUUUUGGACGUUUCUGGGAAUUGUCUCCCGAGUUUGCCAGAUGGAAUUGGAAAAUUGACAAAUUUGACAACUCUCAUUGCCAGUAGUAAUGAAUUAUCUGCACUUCCAAACUUGGAAAACUGCAUUAAUCUUGCAGUUUUGGAUGUAGGCAAAAAUAAGUUAACAGACUUCCCAGAUGUUUGUCACGAGAAGUUGACACUUGUAGCAGAUCUCAAGUUUGCUGACAAUCACAUUAAUGAUAUUCCUUCAUCUGUAACUGUCUUAUCAUCACUGAAGAUUCUUGAUCUUGGGAAUAAUACAAUCAAGACUGUCCCGGGAGAACUUGCCGACUGUCUCAAACUUAAAGAUUUAAACUUGAAGGGAAAUCCACUGGAUGACCGACGCUUCCGUAAGCUAGUUGAAUCUGAUCGUUGCCUUCCACGUCAGGUGAUAGACUACAUCAGGCAGCAUUGUCCAAGAUCUCAUGAUGGAAAGAGUGGAACAUCCAGCAAAGGCAAGAGAGGCAAGGGAAGCAGAGGAAAAAAUGAUGAGACAAAACUCCAUGAAGGUGUGUGUGGAAAAAGGUUGGUAGCUACAAUUGCAACACAUGACUUGGCCAAGAUAAGAGGCCCCUUGAAGUUCAAUGCUGAAAAUCCAGAAGAAAUCCGUAUUCAUCCAUUGGUGAGAGGCAAGGAAGUAUCAGCCAGGGAAUUGUAUGAUGGGCUGCAGCAUGAAGCAGAAACUCAAAGAAAACAACAGAAGAGGAAUACUGUUCCAGGGCUAUACAAAUUUCUUCACUUAGUAGAGCGAUGGAGUCUCUGGCCAUGUCUUGCAGAUGCUGCUGGAAAAGUAAUCUCUCUUCCUCCCCUCACCAAUUCAGAAAACACAAAGAUAUCACAAGAAACGGAGAAUAUCUUCGUAGAGGUGACUAGCAGCACAUCAUUAGGAAAGGCUAAGGAAGUAACUGAUGCUUUGAUUCUUUCUGCCUUACAAAUUGGAAUCAGUCCUGCAAAGAAUGCUGAUGGAAAAGCAUUGUUAUCAGUUCAACAAGUUCGUGUUGAGGAGGAGUGUGGAGGACUACGGGUUCUCUAUCCUUCUCGCACCGAUCUAAUCUUUCAUAAUGAGAAGGUUAGAGUAAUUAGACCAGAAAAGUAAACUUAAUGGAUAUGGCUGUAUUAUUUAGUUUUUCUUUAUUUAUGGAAGGAUAAAACAUUUAAAACUGUGAUACAAAAUUCAUUAAUUUACACACUGGUAUCUAUGGUACAGUUUUAUUUACUUUGUAGGAAUCAGUUUUCCAAAUUAGAAAGUUGGAAAUUAUAUUUUUUUACCAUAUACAGUAUAUAUAUACAUUACUGUAUCUGUAUUGGUUUUUGCUUGUACAGUAUCUUGAGAGUUUCGGUCCUCUGUUAAAUUUUGUACAGUACAAAAAUGUAAUUGAUAUGAAUCUAUACAGAAUGAGUUUGUAAGGUAUAUUUAUAUUUUCAAUACAGCCAAAACUUUUCCAGUGCUGUUAAUUACACUUGCUUCAUUUCUAAUAACAUCAAGUUACAGUACUUAUAAGCUUUCUAAGGCCAGCUAAAAUAUUUUAUUUUUCAUACCAACUAAAUUAAUUUAUAUAACUAUGGUACAGUUUCUCUAGACAUAUUUUUUAUUUUCAACGUUGAAUUUUUUACUUUUUUAUGUUCUAUAUCCAUACAGUUUUGUGUAUGUGCCUUAGAAGAAGCUGUCAGAAUUCUUUUUUCAUUUUGUAUACAAAUGUUAAUACUGUAAAAUAAAUCAGUAAAUUGCAA
Cherax quadricarinatus is the source of this 2153-nucleotide messenger RNA. The record is from RefSeq and is a predicted model, not a curated record. NCBI's taxonomy places the organism in Eukaryota, Metazoa, Arthropoda, Malacostraca, Decapoda, Parastacidae.